This is a messenger RNA of Saprolegnia parasitica CBS 223.65, 1294 nucleotides long. RefSeq lists its product as hypothetical. The transcript has 6 exons. The record is from RefSeq and is a predicted model, not a curated record. Bases 18 to 1250 code for a protein of 410 amino acids. Lineage: Eukaryota; Oomycota; Saprolegniomycetes; Saprolegniales; Saprolegniaceae.
GCAAGCGUCGUGCACACAUGUGGAAGCGGUUUACCGAGUCCAAGCUCGCGGUCGGGCUCGUCAUUUUGAUCCUCUCGCGGACCGUCGACCGCGUCUACUACACGCGCAUCACGUACGAGUACAAUGACUUUUUAUGGUACUUUGCCAACAUCAUUUGCCCGAUUUCGUACAUUGUCACGUCGUGGCCCGUCGUGUGGUACAAAAUGUGGUUUACGGACGAAAUCACACCCGAAAUGCGCGCGUUCCCGCACUACAAAUUCAUGAUCAUGGGUCUCUUUGACACUCUCUACAACCUCCUCUCGUCCUUCCCAACGCCGCACAUUGGUGGCAACCUCGCCAACGCGCUCAACCAGCUCAACCUGCCGUUCAACAUGGUGCUCUCGUUCAUCUUCCUCGCCACGCGCUACAAGAAGAUGCACAUCCUUGGCGCUGUCCUCGUCUUGUACGGUGCCCUCGUCUGCAUGAUCCCCGUCUUCCAAGGUCAAGCCGCGGCCAACAUGCCCGACCCGACCGCCGGCUGGAUCCUUCUCUACAUUGUCAGCCUUCUUCCGGCCGCGGGCUCCAACGUCUACAAGGAAAUUGGCUUGAAGGACGUCGAUUUGGACAUCUGGUACACGAACGCAUGGGUCAGCUUCUACCAAGUGGGCUGGGGCCUCUUGACGAUCUGGACGAUCCGCUUUGACGCGUUCUGCGACCCGCCCGUGGAAUGGAUGGACUUUCCGCACUACGUCACGCAGGCCCACGAGUGCUUCUUGGGCAAUCCCGCCGAGUUUGGUGGCAAGACGAUUGCGUGUGACCAAGGCGUCUUUGGGACGUUCCUUCUCUACAUCUUCUUCAACGUCGUCUACAACCAGUUGAUGCUGUACAUCUUCAAGGAAGGCAGCAGUGUCCUUUUCGUCGUCUCGUCGGCAGUUUGCCUCCCGCUCACGGACAUUCUGUACAUGGUGCCGUUCCUUGCGGGGCCCCAAGCGACGCAGUCGUUUACGAUCUUUGACGGCUUUGCGCUCUUCAUCCUCAUCAUUGGCAUGCUCAUCUACCACUCGGAGAAGGAGGAGCGCGUCGACACGGCCGACGGCAAGCUCCUGGCCAAGUCGCCCAUGUUUUCGUCGCCCAGCAUGCGUCAAGCACAGAUCAUGCGCGGGAAGCGCACCGGCAACUACCGCCAGAUCCCGGCCUUCAAGAAGAAGCUCGCGUCGCCGCACCGGUCCAAGUACGGCGCGGCUGCGGCAACCGACGACAAUAUUGUCUAGAGUGCCAAGUGAACUAUCAAUUGUUCAAUACACAAUAUUUUGAC